UUUUUUUUAAAAAAGCCCUUACUUUGUAUUCAUUUACUCAUUCAUUCACUUAUUCGUUCAAAUCUAUACUUACUGAAUGCUGACUGUGCUAUGGAUUUGUUAACAGAUACUUAAAUAAAAUGGGAUCCUUGAACAUCCUGAGUUAUAGCCCAGGGGUAAAUUAGGGGAAGACAAUCAUGUGUUCAAGUAAAUGUAAUAAAGAGUAAUGUCGCUCGCUUUUUCAAAUGCUUGUGCUAUGUAAAUAAAAAGUCCAAGGGCUCACUGCUGGCAUGGGACAUCUACCCGCAAAAUUUGGAUAAUGACCCCCCCUUUGCAGGACUAUAAUAAUGAGCGAGGCUAGUCUCACUCACAUGCCAGGUAACUAUUAUUUCUCAUCUUUGUACUCCCACCGCCUUCAGUACAGGGAUUCACAUGUUUUAACUCAAUAAGCAUCUUCCAGACAUCCUGACUCGACAUUUUUAAUUAUUACAUGGCCUCGUCUGUGAAAGUGUCUACGUGAGCAUUUAACAUCACUUAUUCUGAGACGGCUAUCUUCCUCGAACUCUUGAUGUGUCUGUCAGUUUUCUCAAGGGAAUCCUACCUGGCUAGAUAUUAAUCUCUCUGAAUUGUAAAAGCCUUAGCCCUGGUUUUAAUGGCCAAGAUUUAAAUAAAUUUACCAGAUACAGCAGUGGGUGCUCCAAUUACAUACACCAUUAAAGGGUUUUAUGUGAGGAUUAAAAAACAUUUACUAUUAAAACAACAACAACACAGUCCAUGUGCAGUGCAAUUUACCAGCAGGGGAGAUUUUCAGUGUCCUGGAAAAGUUCCAUAUAAAAAGGACGCUAGAAAAAUGAAAAGUCAGAUUCAACACACUCCAAAGGAAGCUUGAGACGUUUUUGGCUCUCUACUCUCAAACAGAAUGGAGCCGAUUUCCAAACUUCUAGCUGGACUUAUUCUGCUGACUGUCUGUGUGGUGGGCUGCUCCAGCCAGCACUGGUCCUACGGAUUGCGCCCUGGAGGAAAGAGAAAUGCUGAAAACGUGAUUGAUUCUUUCCAAGAGAUAGCCAAAGAGGUCGAUCGACUAGCAGAACCUCAGCGCUUCGAAUGUACCAUUCACCAGCCCCGCUCUCCCCUCAGGGACCUGAAAGGAGCUCUGGAAAGUCUGAUUGAAGAGGAAACUGAGCAGAAGAAGAUUUAAAUCCACUGGGCCAGAAAAUUUGACAAGUACAAUUCUGACUGAAACGUGUGACUCACUUAAUGUCUGUUAAUUGUGUGAACUUCAGAAAUUCUUAACACCAGGUUGCAUGUUUCAUAAUCAAGUGCUGUGUUGUGAAUAAAGUAGCAUAAAUG
This is a messenger RNA of Vicugna pacos (alpaca), 1329 nucleotides long. NCBI's taxonomy places the organism in Eukaryota, Metazoa, Chordata, Mammalia, Artiodactyla, Camelidae. The record is from RefSeq and is a predicted model, not a curated record.